AUUAUUGAUUUCAUUCUAAAAAAAAUUGUGAAAGCAAUCUGGCUUUUUGUUGUGCUGCAGUUGUUCUGCUAGUCGUUCAAAGGUUAGAAUCUUAGAAAAAGCGAAAAAGGGCUAAAAAUCUUAGAACUUUCAGUGUUUUUAAUUUAAAAAAAGACUGUCAACAAAGUUUUUAUGGUUGAUUUGUAUUACUUUGUUCAUCAGAUAACAUUGACUUAAGCCUGACACUUAAAAAUAUUGAAUAUGGAUUGGAUUCAUUGCAAUGACUGUUACAAACAACCAUAUACAAGCCCUAAAACCUUGUUCGUCCUCACGUCGUGCGCCCGAAUACAGUGCUCUGAAUGCAAUUCAUCCAACUCAUGCGUAAACAGAGAUUGCAAGCCGUGCAGAAGUCAGAAUUACAAUGCAGUUCCAUUAGAUGGAUCACUACCUUCAGACGUCGAAGACUUUUUCCGCGAUCCUUUAGAUAUCCUUAAAAGAUACCUUAAAGUCUAUGAUUUCCAACGUGGCCAUCGGGAUCGACUUUUUAAACGCCAUGCUGAACAACAAAAACAAAUGGCUGCUCAAUGUGCUCAGGCAUCUCAAUUUCAGAAAACCAUCUCAGACCUACAAGGUACUGUGCAAAAACUGACAUCAGAAAUUCGCGCUAAGGACCAGGAAGUUAUCACAAUUGAGUCAAAACUACGAGAAGUGGAGAAUGCCAUGGCUAAAGAACGGAGGUCACAAGAUUUAUAUCAAAACCUUAAGAAAAUGCCAGCAGACCCAAACAAGAGAAUUGCUCCAACUCCAACGUUGAGCGACAGAGUUUCCGAUGACCGCAAUUCUAUUCCAUGGCAGCCGAAAGUUCCAGGAAUUCCGGUGAAUCCCCCAGAACGUCCUGGCCCAAUGCGCCAACGCUACAUGCCAACCCAACAGCACCAGCCGUAUCCAUCCAGAGGAUCCCAACAGUUUUUAAAUUUUGAAACACCAUCCUAUUUUUACUCGUCGUCAACCCCGGCUCCUGUUGCCCGAGCGUCUCUCUCCAGCAACGUCACUCCGAUGAAUCCUCUGUCUUCCUUUCCUACUCCAACUGUCCAACGACCUCGUCAAUCUGUGGUGGCUGCCCCUAUGCCGCACCAUGCACCAAAGCAACAACAGUCACAUCCAAUACAACAACAAAAGCGCGGAGUAUCUUACAAUCGAGUUUUCGCUUUUAUGUCGGAAGCGGCUCGUCAGGCUCUUACCCCAGAAGCUCCACAAGUAAAAAAAAAGUUGUAACUAUCUUUAUUAAAAUUUUUUUUUGAAAAAUACAUGCAACAUAUUAUUCAUAGAAGA
Daphnia pulicaria is the source of this 1311-nucleotide messenger RNA. RefSeq names its product RING finger protein nenya-like. The transcript is spliced from 6 exons. The record is from RefSeq and is a predicted model, not a curated record. Gene Ontology annotation, biological process: homologous chromosome pairing at meiosis; protein sumoylation; reciprocal meiotic recombination. Gene Ontology annotation, molecular function: SUMO transferase activity. Gene Ontology annotation, cellular component: synaptonemal complex. NCBI's taxonomy places the organism in Eukaryota, Metazoa, Arthropoda, Branchiopoda, Diplostraca, Daphniidae. Bases 241 to 1254 code for a protein of 337 amino acids.